AUGACUGUCACAAAGCUCCCCUUCCACGCCGACCACAUCGGCUCUCUCAUCCGCCCUGAGGCGCUGUCUCGCACCCAGGAGCAAGCCGAUGCCGGCCAGGUCACUGCUGAGCAGCUUGCUGCGACGCAAAAGGCUGCUAUUGCCGAUAUCGUGAAGAAGCAGCAGGAGCAUGGAGUUCGCGCUAUUUCUUCCGGCGAGUUUGAUCGCAAGUACUACUUCUCUGGCUUCUUUGAGCGUCUAGGGGGUUUCCGCGAAGUUGAACCUGUUCCCUGGGAUCUUGUCCGUCUCUCUGCGCCUCCCAUUGCUGCACUGAAGAAGGCUGGUAAGCAGUAUCCCAUGGCUGCUCUUUGCGAGUCCAAGAUCGAGUACAAGAAGAGCCCUUACCUCGAGAACUGGAAGAUGCUCCGCGAGUGUGUUCCUCGUGAGCAGUGGGCUGAGUGCAAGUUCACCAUGCCUCCUCCUUGCUAUUUCCACCUGCGACUUGCCUCUGGAAAGUGCUACAGCCCUGAGGCCUACUCUAACGAUGAGGACUUCUUUGCCGAUUUGGCCAAGGCUUACCGUCAGGAGUUCAAGACUUUGUACGACGAGGGCGUGCGAAACAUCCAGAUCGAUGACCCCACUCUCGCCUACUUCUGCUCCGAUGAGAUGCUUCAGUCUCUGAGAGACGAGGGUGUUGACCCUGACAAGCUGUUCGACACUUACCUCAAGGCUCACAACGAUGCUAUUGCCGACCGACCUGAGGGUCUCCACGUCGGACUUCACGUCUGCAGAGGAAACUUCUCCAAGUCUAUGCACUUCAGCGAGGGUUCAUACGAGAAGAUCGCCGAGAAGUUCUUUACCGUCCUCAACUACGACACCUUCUUCCUCGAGUACGACAACCCUCGUUCCGGCGGUUUCGAACCCCUCCGCUUCCUCCCCAAGCACAAGAACGUCGUUCUCGGAGUCAUCACCACCAAGGAGCCUGAGCUCGAGGAUGCCCAGGUCAUCAAGCACCGCGUGCUCGACGCUGCCAAGAUCAUCGCUGACGGUCAGGGUCGCAGUCUCGAGGAGGCUCUUGAGCAGGUUGGCAUCAGCCCUCAGUGCGGUUUCGCUAGUGUCGCUGUCGGCGCUGAGGGUAUGACUGAGGAGAAGAUGUUUGCCAAGCUUAAGCUUGUCAACGACGUUGCUAAGGAGAUCUGGCCUGGCAAGGCUUAA
Messenger RNA from Fusarium proliferatum ET1, 1194 nucleotides. RefSeq lists its product as uncharacterized. NCBI's taxonomy places the organism in Eukaryota, Fungi, Ascomycota, Sordariomycetes, Hypocreales, Nectriaceae. Gene Ontology annotation, molecular function: 5-methyltetrahydropteroyltriglutamate-homocysteine S-methyltransferase activity; zinc ion binding. Bases 1 to 1194 code for a protein of 397 amino acids. The record is from RefSeq and is a predicted model, not a curated record. The transcript is spliced from 2 exons.